Xyrauchen texanus (razorback sucker) is the source of this 3045-nucleotide messenger RNA. It is a transcript of the gene espnlb, whose product is annotated as espin like b. Gene Ontology annotation, biological process: actin filament bundle assembly. The transcript has 10 exons. NCBI's taxonomy places the organism in Eukaryota, Metazoa, Chordata, Actinopteri, Cypriniformes, Catostomidae. Bases 1 to 3045 code for a protein of 1014 amino acids. The record is from RefSeq and is a predicted model, not a curated record. Gene Ontology annotation, molecular function: actin filament binding. Gene Ontology annotation, cellular component: cytoplasm.
AUGGUGCUCCACAAAGCCAUCCAAGCAGCUCGUGAGGGGGAUGUGAAGGCCCUAAGGGUCCUGCAUGUCUCUGGAUGCCUCAGUCCCACCAUCGCAGAUGCCCAGGGAGCUUCACCCACCCACCAUGCUGCCCGCUGUGGGCAACUGUACUGUCUGCAGUUUCUGGUGAAAGAAGCUUGCUUUUCCUGCCACACCCGCACCAGGAACGGAGCUACUCCAGCCCAUGAUGCUGCUGCCACUGGGAAUGUCCGAGAGCUGCAAUGGCUGUUGAAACAGGGGACUUGUGGGAUUGAGGAUCGUGAUGGUGAGGGAGCAACAGCCCUGCACCUGGCUGCUAGGUUUGGCCAUGUGGAGGCAGUACAGUGGCUGCUGUCUGAAGGAGGCAUCACUGAGGUGGAGACAGACUGUGGAGCUCUGCCUGUCCAUUAUGCAGCAGCCAGUGGAGAUCUCACCAUCAUCAAACUGCUCAUAUCCAUCUCCCCACGGUGUGUGGACCGGCAGACAUGCACUGGGGCCACUCCACUAUAUCUGGCUUGUCAGGAGGGGCAUCUACAUGUGGUUGAAUAUCUGGUGAAGGACUGUGGAGCAAAUGUUAACCUGCAGGCCAAGGAUGGCAUGAGUGUCCUACAUGCCGCUGCUCACAUGGGACACUAUGUCCUGGUGGUCUGGCUGGCUUCCUUCACAGAUCUGGAUCUGUCCUGUCAGGAUAAGGAUGGGGCCACAGCACUGCACUUUUCCGCUAGCGAGGGCCAUCAUCGCAUUGUGGAGCGUCUCUUAAUAAUGGGAGCAAAAGUCUUGAAAGACCACUGGGGUGGGACCCCCCUGCACGAUGCAGCUGAGAAUGGAGAACUGGAGUGCUGCCGAGUGCUGCUGAAUAAUCAAAUCAGUCCAGUGGAGAGAGAUUUGGAUGGUUUUACAGCAGUGGACCUGGCAGAGUACAAUGGCUAUCAUGACUGUGCCAACUUCCUCCAGUCUGCAGAUGGUUAUCCUCCACCAGAUGUUGUUCUUAUAGAGGAAGAAAGGACCUUGUUUAGCACAACUGACCCUUACCAGGACAUUAAGGACCUGUCAAGUGAACGCAGGAUGGAAAACAACAAGCCGGUGAACGAGGUACCUCCACAGCCUCGUGUCUCUGCACCAUGCCUGGAUGCCUCAUCUGCAUUACCUGUCUCCUUACAGGCUAGGAGAGCUGGGUCUGGAACCAUUCAACACAUGCAAGUGGCCUCUACAGUCGUAACCUCAUUCAACAUAAAGAAGCACCUUGAAGAAGAGGAGGCAAUUUUAGCUCACAAGUCCAUGAGGUCUCUGAGACAAGCAGGAAUCACAGCGGUCUUCACUGGACAAACAGUAAAUAAAGGAGAGAAUGGAAUUGUUCCCCUUUCAGCUCUCGAAGCAAACCUUGCUGACAUUGAUUCUCUGAUCCCAACUCAUGAUGGGGAAGGGAGGCCCAUUGCUGAAUGGAAGAGGCAGGUUAUGGUUCGCAAGCUCCAGGCUCGACUGCAGGAUGAGAACGACCAGAGUAGAAAAGACAAUAUUGGUAAAAAUAUGGAGGUGGAUGGUUGGAGGUAUUCCCAAGUCCACAAUGUAAUCUUGGGCCCCUUUGGAGAGUUGCUUACUGAAGAUGACUUGGUCUACUUGGAGGGACAGAUUGAAACCAUCUCCCUUCAGAAACAAUGUCAGGCCUACGAACUUGAACUUGCCCGCCUGGCAGACGAACUCAAGGCCAUCCUUCCCGCUCCCAUUGUUAAUAACACUGUCAACACCCAGUGCCACCAGCACCCAAACAUGGAAGAAUCUCUGCCUCUUCCCGUGUGGUACAAUCGUAUCUCAAAUAUAGUGAAGAGCAUGUCCCUGCUCCUGUCAAACCUCACAGAAACGAAUGGCGACGAUGGCAACUGCAAAAUACCAAACACAGACCUUUUAUCAGUUUUCACAUAUCAGCCAGAGAGGCAAAGUUCCAUCAGAGAACGAAGACAAAUGGUAGUACUGGAGAUCCAGCAGUCUGGAGUUUCUGUGAGAAAUUUGAGGUCAAACUUUGAGAGUCAGAUGGGUAACAUCUACCCAUUUUCUGGGCUAUUAAACAGCACACCGCAUCCAGACACGAGGCAGCAAAAACUGGAGUCUUCUCCACCAAAUCAAAAGGAGCAGUCCAUGGAGAUGAUCCAAAGCACUGACUUAAAUCAUGUUAAUGACAAUGGCAUCAAAUGCAAACAAGCACCUGGCAAUGAAGCUGCUAAAGUGAUAGAAACCAACUCCUUACGAAAGGAGCGCAUUGUUGUCCUCUUCUUGAGCCACUGGAAAAGGUCUGCAUAUGCAAUAUCAAUGAGAGCCAAAAUUAAACAAGAGCUUGGCACUCAGAGGUCUGGAGAGACCUAUCUGACAGGUGAAGGAAUUACAGCUCCGGUGUCCAAGCCAGGUACCAGAUCACUGUAUCAUCUCUACAGGCAAAGGACUGCAAUAGACAAAAUGAUUGGCAACUGGAAACUUAUUGCCUCAGGGGUCCCUUCACGUCAGAUCCGCAGCCUACAGAGGAAGCGUGUAACUUACUCACCUGAGCAGUUCCUGCCUCGUGUGGACGGUGCUCCUGUGGCUUACGAAAGCCUGACCCUUGACCUUUUCAUGCUUGGCUAUUUUCACAUUCUAGAGCAGGACCUCUCUGCUGAGGAGCGCAAGAUGAGGCACCUGUUAUGCUUUGAGGUUUUUGACCAUGUCGGGAACUUUGCCUGGGAGAUGGUCCGAGACUUUCACCGGGCUGUCCUCCGGGACAUUGAGGCUGGAGGACGUGAGUGGAGAGAUGGUUUUGAGGACAUCAAAAUAGAAUAUUUUGGGAAAAGGGAAAAUGGGAUUUCUGUGAAGGAUUCCCAUACUGAGGUUAAAGCCGUGCCGAAGGUUAAAAUAGAGAACCCCAUACCAGAGGAUAGGGUACAUCCAAGCAAAGAUGGAAGCAAUGACUUCUCAUUGUUCAGUAAUGAUGAAGUUUGUAAAUAUAUUGAUCGUAGUUUCACCUUCUGGAAGGAGAAAGAAGCUGAGUUGUUUGAUUUUUGA